Molecule: messenger RNA, 222 nt
Organism: Pelecanus crispus (Dalmatian pelican)
Lineage: Eukaryota; Metazoa; Chordata; Aves; Pelecaniformes; Pelecanidae
Source: RefSeq, a predicted model, not a curated record
GGCUAUGAGCCAACCGUGUAUUACCCCAAGCGCCCCAACAAGCCCCUGUUUGAAGGUUUGACCACCCAGUGCCAGAAGAUGGACAUCCCCUUCCUCCCCGAAUUCCCGGCCGAGCGCUACCACUUCCUCGGGGGCAGGUUCGUACCGGCCGCGCUCCAAAAGAAAUACGCUUUAAACCUGCCACCGUACCCCGAGACGGACUGCGUCCUGCAGCUGACCUAG